GCAACAUAAUCAUUUUUUUCUGUUUUUGAGUUUUUGAGUCAAAUUCGAAUCGAUAAAAUUUUUAAUUUUCUAAAUUCGGAUUACUUUAAUUUAAUUAUAAUGUCGGGAAGUUUUUGGCGUAGUUCUCAUUUUCAACAAUGGUUAUUAACUCGUCAGGAUCUUCUUCGUGAAAGACAUUAUGAUUUACAGAUAUUAAGUGAAGAAGAAUAUCAAAAAUUAAUGAUAUUUUUUUCAAAUUUUAUACAAGCUCUUGGUGAACAAUUAAAAGUCAAACAACAAGUAAUCGCUACUGCUAUCGUCUAUUUUCGAAGAUUUUAUGUUCGUAAUUCAUUAAAAUGUAUUGAUCCAUUACUUUUAGCACCAACAUGUUUAUUUUUGGCAUCCAAAGUCGAAGAAUUUGGUGUCAUAUCAAACAAUCGACUUAUAAGUACUUGUCAACAAGUUUUAAAAACUAAAUUCUCCUAUGCAUAUCCACAAGAAUUUCCAUAUCGUAUUAAUCAUAUAUUGGAAUGUGAAUUUUAUUUGAUGGAAAUAAUGGAUUGUUGUCUAGUAUUAUAUCAUCCAUAUAGACCUUUGAUUCAAUUUGUUCAGGAUUGGAAUAAUAAAGAUUCUAUUCUAUCAACAGCAUGGAAUGUUGUUAAUGAUAGUUUUCGUACCGAUGUUUGUUUACUAUAUCCACCACAUCAGAUUGCAUUAGCCUGUCUUCAUAUUGCCUGUGUAAUUACACAAAAAGAUUGUCAUAAACAAUGGUUUGCUGAACUUAAUUGUGAUCUGGAUAAAGUAUUAGAAGUAACUAAAUAUAUAUUAAAUCUUUAUGAAAUGUGGAAACAAUUUGAAAAACAAGAGAAAAAAGAAAUACCAGAAUUACUAGAAAAGAUGCCCAAACCAAAGACACAACCUUCAAGACCACCUUCACAAGGAACAAAUGAUACACAGAAUUCACAAAAUAGUAUUCAAAAAUAACAAAAACUUUGAUUUCAUGUUGGUGGUAUGAAUGUUUUUAUUUCAAAAAAAUUAUAAUAAAAAUGAUUACAAUUGUCAA
Dermatophagoides pteronyssinus (European house dust mite) is the source of this 1042-nucleotide messenger RNA. It is a transcript of the gene CycC, whose product is annotated as cyclin C. Lineage: Eukaryota; Metazoa; Arthropoda; Arachnida; Sarcoptiformes; Pyroglyphidae. Gene Ontology annotation, biological process: regulation of transcription by RNA polymerase II. Gene Ontology annotation, molecular function: cyclin-dependent protein serine/threonine kinase regulator activity. The record is from RefSeq and is a predicted model, not a curated record.